AUGAAUAAGUCACGAUGUGUGAUGAGACAACAAAAGAAUCUAUUUAAUCACUCUAGUAAUAAAAAUGGUAUUACUUUAGAGUUCAUAUACACAGUCUCUAAUGACAAUCUCAUAACUGGGAAGAUAUUUGAACGAGUUAUUCAUAAAAAAUUCAAAAAUCUUCCAAUGUUUAAAAUUUGUUUUCCAUGCACUCCGUAUCUACUUUCCGGUGGAGAACUGCUAUUUUCCAAUGGUGAUUAUGAUUCUUGGACUGUAAGAAUAGGGAAUAUGAAGCUUGGAGAGG
Molecule: messenger RNA, 283 nt
Organism: Racocetra persica
Lineage: Eukaryota; Fungi; Glomeromycota; Glomeromycetes; Diversisporales; Gigasporaceae
Source: the annotation of a GenBank genome assembly